Osmerus eperlanus (European smelt) is the source of this 647-nucleotide messenger RNA. RefSeq names its product neuromedin S (gene nms). The transcript is spliced from 7 exons. The record is from RefSeq and is a predicted model, not a curated record. Lineage: Eukaryota; Metazoa; Chordata; Actinopteri; Osmeriformes; Osmeridae. Bases 122 to 532 code for a protein of 136 amino acids.
UCCAGUCGUCAAUGCCGGGAGAGUUAAGCCGGAGCCACGGUGUGUCGGACAACAGGACAAAAACUCUGAUCAUCGGUGUUCAGUCUUACAACGCAACUUUGCGGGAAUCUGGUAACACAGGAUGAGCUCCAUGACGUUACAACUUUGCCUGACACUGUUGGUCUGGUAUCUGGGAUGUUGGAGGGAGGCAGAGUCAUAUCCCAGCCAGGAGUGUGAAAAUGGAAUUGCAUUGACAAAGGUUCCAGAUUAUCAGAGUGAUGUGGGGGACAUCCAGUGGAAGGAUCAGAACGAGGAGCAAGUUCAGAAUGUAUUUAAAAGGUUCCUGUUUCACUAUGCUAAAGCACACAAGUCAGAGGCAACUGUACAGAAUAAGUCUCACUCAGUCCACCCUCUCUUGCGACUGUCUCCCAAGCUCUCUCAGAGGAGAAAGAAACAGCUGCUGCUCUUGAAGAUCAGGACUCUGCCAGAGGGAGUGCUGAGGAACAGGGAGGCGUGGAGAACAUCCAGCAGCCAGCUGCAUCUCCAAGCCUGACCACGCAGAGCCAACAUGGUGUCCAGACAGAGAGGCAAACCAAGCUCUCACUCCAAAAAUAACUUUUAUUUUUAAGAACUAUCAGUCUUAUUGAUAAACACAACUGCAUUGCCAA